AUGGGACACGGGAAAUUGGUGCUCAAAUUCCUCACCAAGGACAGCUUACGCAGGACAACCUUCGAGAAACGGAAGAAGGGGCUGAUGAAGAAGUUAGAGGAGUUUUCAAUCCUUUGUGGAGUCGAUCCCGAGAGGGUCAAGCAAGUUAUCGAUCAGUACUUCAGCGAGGGUGUCGAUCGGUGCAAAAAGCAUGCCAAGGACCUCCCUUCAAACGGGGCUGUCCGGGCUGAGGAUGAAACUGGAGGUAUGAAAAAGCGACACUUAGCAGCCAAGGAGAGCGCUGUGAUGAAUACAUCGGGGAUGGUCCCGAUGCAGAUGGAUGACUUCAAGUACGACAAUUCAGUCCAUAUGCAUAUGGAUGAUUACAUGCCGUUGGACGGGAUAAAGCCUCCUCUGGAGUUCCAACAGCUGGCGAUCCCUUACUUGCCUCCAUUAAUGGACCCAAACAUGAUGAUUAAUAAUUCGAUGAUGUGGUCCAAAGUCGGGGACUCUUCGGCCAACACCAGCAAUAGCAACAGCAUCCUUGCAAAUCAUCACAAUGAGAACAACUACUACUACAACUACUCACUCACUCACCGUCCCGGCUCAUAA
Messenger RNA from Punica granatum (pomegranate), 591 nucleotides. The record is from RefSeq and is a predicted model, not a curated record. NCBI's taxonomy places the organism in Eukaryota, Viridiplantae, Streptophyta, Magnoliopsida, Myrtales, Lythraceae.